GUUGUUGUUGUUGUUGUUGUUGUUAUUGUUGUUGUUGUUGUUGUUGUUGGGUGAGGUAGCGUAGAGUAUUGGGGGGAUGUGCCGUCUUACAGCGUACGUUGGGCCGCCCAUUGCGCCCGCCCACUUGGUGACACGCCCAAGCCGCAGUAUCAUCCGCCAGAGCUACGCAGCACGGGAGCGAGUGACGGAGCGAGGGUAUUUGAACGGCGAUGGGUUCGGCCUUGGGUGGUAUCCGCUGGUGCCUGUGCUGGAGGACUCUCCAAGCACGUGUGCAGCUGAACUGCGGCCGAAUCAAGGGCCUCAGGACCACCGCGCGCAGCCAGAGCACUCGUCUUGCUCCACAACAACGAGCCCGCGUGAGUCGUGCGAGAAUGAGGACGCCAAUGACAACCAACAGCAGCAAGAGCAGCAGCACCAUGCGCCGUGCUCUUUCUCCUCCACGGCAGAGGCCCGACACAGGGCCAGUCUCGAAGCCCACGGACCGGAUAUCCCACCGCCAAACUCAGAGUCGCUCGCUGGCACGUGUUUCCAGCGCUCGGAGCCAUGCGUCUUCACGGGGACGGGGCCGGCAUGGAACAGCACCAACCUGCGCCAGCUCUCGGAGAGCAUCACCGCCUCCAUCGUCUUUGCACACGUCCGCGCAGCGACGGAAGGCACAGACGUCACCGAACUUAGCUGCCACCCGUUUCGGUUUGGGCGGUACAUGUUCAUGCACAACGGCAACAUCGGCAACUUUGAGCGCGUGCGCCGCCUUGUUCUUCCAACGCUCGAGGGAGACGCGUUUGACUUUGCAGUCGCCAGGGGCUCGAGCGACUCGGCGCUUUGUUUCGCCAUGUUCCUGAACAGGCUGCCACGCGACCCAUCCACCCCGCUCACGUGCGAGCAAAUCCGGGAGCACGUGGUGUCCGUCAUCAAGGACCUUGACACGCUCGCAGACAAGCACAACCUGCGGCAGGCGAGCAUGCUCAACUUUGUGCUGACGGACGGGGAGCACACCGUGUGCACGCGCUAUCUUCGCGACCCAGACAGCACGCAGACGGGUGCAGCCACGCUCUACUUCUCAGCAGGUGCCGGUUAUGAAUGCGUACAUGAUUCGAUGGGCGUUUACCGCAUGUCGCACGCGGACCGGAGGCAUCGCGUUGUUAUCGUCGCAUCAGAGCCCCUCACCAACACCACCUCCGACUGGUUGCCUGUCCCUCCUGGGUACACGCUGACAAUCUCACGCGAGAUUGACGUGCUGCUGUCUCCCAUUCAUGGCGAACAGCCCAGCUGCCAUCCAAGCGUCACAGACUGCCUCACCCGCUCAUGCGUCCCAAAGUCUGCACAAGCCGUCGCCAAUUGCGAUGUGAGCAGCAUGACUGCUGGGCACCACGACAUCUCACACACGGCGAAUGUGUUGUGCUUUGAGAUUGUUGGCUCGCUGGUGUUUACGGGGUCCAAUGCGAGCACCAUCACAGUCUGGGAUUCCGAGACGUGGAGGCGGCUGGCGCAGCUGGAAGGCCACGACGACGCAGUGCUCUCACUCACAUCAACAGCACACGCAAACGCACGCUGCCACAGCAGCAGUGAUGGUGACAAUGGCCAUGAUGAUGGUGGUGGUGAUGGUGAUGAUGAUGAUAGCAGCAGCAGCAGCAACACGAGCGAGGGCAAGGCUGUUUCGAACAAGGACAAGGACCACAUUCUGUUCAGUGCUUCGAGUGACAGCACCGUGCGAUCGUGGAGGGCCAACGCCCCCUUUUCGCCACUCAUGACGGUUUCCUUUCUCGGUAUGGGUGACGUCACCUCACUUGCCAUAUUGGGCAGGUCGCUGUUUGCUGGCUUCCAGGACACGAAGAUUCGCAUGCUUCCCGUUGACGUCAUGUUGCAUCCAAUUGAGCGCGUGCAUUCGCAGCAGCGCAGUGGUGACGUGGCACUCGACACCCUCAAGCAGUUUGCACUGGAUGACUUCAACGAGGCGACGGUGAAGGCCCAUUUUCAGCAGCGUGCAUCAAAGGUCAACACUGCCCCUUCUUUCUCACUCGCGUUUAUUUGCAGCAGGGAUUGCACUGUGCGCUCGUGGGACAUUGACAAUGCAUGCUCGACAGGAAUGUGCACGCACUUUCCUUCAGAGGUCCUCAGUCUCGCACUCGUCGACCCAUUUCUCUUCUGUGGUUUGGACGAUGGCAGCAUCCACCUCAUCUCCCCAUCCACGCUCAGCCCUCGGUUUAUCCUUGGCCACGGGUCGCCUGGGCCCGUGCAGUGCAUGAUGAUUGACGUGGCGUCACACCGCCUCUUCUCUGCCGUCGACCACAACAUGCGCAUCUGGUCUCUCCCGCGCGAUCUCACCGGCGCUGCCGACACCCCAAAGGCGGACCAGCAGCAGCUCAAUGUCCGUGGCGCACAUCAGAAGCGCCUGUCAUACUCUGAAUCGCAUCUGCAUGAAAUGUUGGAGGAGUUUGUGUCGCUGAAAUCGGUGUCGAGUGACCAGUCACUGAAAGGCGAAUGCUUUGAUGCCGCCCGCUACCUCCAACAAGUCCUGAAGGACCACGGCUGCAGCACAACACAAGUCGGGCGAGGAGUGGUUCAUUUGUUGGUGUGA
Molecule: messenger RNA, 2578 nt
Organism: Salpingoeca rosetta
Lineage: Eukaryota; Choanoflagellata; Craspedida; Salpingoecidae
Exons: 15
Coding region: 77-2578 (833 amino acids)
Molecular function (GO): protein binding
Source: RefSeq, a predicted model, not a curated record